CAACACACACACGUUUUCUCAGAGAGAGAGAGAGAGAGAGAGAGAGAGAUGGCAGGAAUAGAGGAGUGCAAUGUUGUUGAGAAUCCACGACUUGUGGUGAGGAAAUUUCAGGCAAGGCCACAACAUGAAGGUGAUGGAGCAGUUGUUAGAAGAAGCAUUGGCAGGCUGGAGAUGAAGUACUUCGACCCUUUUCUUCUUUUGGAUGAAUUCUCAAUUACAGCUCCAGCCGGAUUUCCAGACCAUCCACAUAGAGGCUUCGAGACAGUGACAUACAUGUUACAGGGAGCUGUGACCCAUGAAGAUUUUGCGGGCCACAAGGGCACAAUCAAAGCCGAUGAUCUGCAAUGGAUGACGGCCGGAAGGGGGAUCGUGCAUUCAGAAAUGCCUGCAAGUGAUGGAACUCAAAGAGGGCUGCAGCUGUGGGUCAAUCUCUCUUCCAAAUAUAAAAUGAUUGAACCAAAAUAUCAAGAAUUACAGGGAAAGGACGCCGCAAAAGCUUCAAAAGAUGGCGUCGAAGUCCGAAUCAUCGCCGGAGAAGCGUUGGGAAUUCGAUCACCAGUCUAUACAAGAACACCAACCAUGUACUUAGACUUCACACUCAAACCAAAAGCUCAUCUCCAGCAACCUAUACCAUCUUCAUGGAAUUCAUUUGUCUACAUCCUAGAAGGUGAGGGUGUUUUUGGCAAUUCGAAAUCUUCCCCCACCAUGGCCCACCACAUUCUCCUCCUGGGACCCGGCGACGGGCUCGAAGCAUGGAACAACUCAUCCAAAAUCCUUAGGUUUGUGGUCAUUGGAGGAGAACCGUUGGGCGAGCCCAUGGUGCAAUUCGGGCCAUUUGUGAUGAACACACAGGAAGAGAUCGAUCGGACGAUCGAUGAUUAUCAGUACUGCAUCAACGGAUUCGAGAAGGCAAAACAAUGGCGAUCUGCGUCUGCCAUCGGGCUUGAUUUUUAGGUUUUAAUUGUAUAAUUUCAGCAUCUAUGGUUUGUUUUUGAAGUAUGAUAAGUAAUAUUUUGUUCAUUGUCUUUGAAAAUUCAAUAAAAGUUCAUGGAGAAUAACACAAGUAAUUAUAGGAA
Magnolia sinica is the source of this 1076-nucleotide messenger RNA. Its product is annotated as pirin-like protein. The transcript is spliced from 6 exons. NCBI's taxonomy places the organism in Eukaryota, Viridiplantae, Streptophyta, Magnoliopsida, Magnoliales, Magnoliaceae. Bases 49 to 954 code for a protein of 301 amino acids. The record is from RefSeq and is a predicted model, not a curated record.